AUGUCCGUCAAGUUGAGAUGUUUGGGUGCCGCGCUUGCCUUCCUGUGCGCUAUGUCGCAAAUCGGGUUGGUCCUCGCUACGUUUGGAAAAGAACACGUUCAUAUCAGAAUACACGUGCCUGAACCACAUAAAGAAGUGUUAGUUCACGACGAUGGUGGACAUGGCGGUGAUUUCGGUGGACAUGGUGGACCAGACUUCGGAGGACACGGAGGAGGUGGCGGCGGAGGAGGUGGAGGUCCUGCUAUUGUUAAGGUUAUUGAGAGUCAUCACCAUGUAGGAGGAGGUGGCGGCGGUGGUCACGGAGGCGGUGGAGGAGGAGGAGGACACAUCAUUGAAGAUCAUGGUGGUAAUGGACUUGGACACGGAGGAGGAUUCGGCGGUGGUUUCGGCGGAGGUCAUGGAGGAGGAUUCGGAGGUGGUCAUGUCGAAGUUCACGGCGGCGGAAUCGGAGGAGGAUUCGGAGGUGGACACGGUGGCGGAGGUGGACACGGUGGCGGAUUCGGAGGAGGUGGACAUGUUGAAGUUCAUGGCGGAGGAUUUGGAGGUGGACACGGAGGAGGAUUUGGAGGUGGCCAUGGAGGUGGCAUAGGAGGAGGAUUCGGAGGAGGUCACGGAGGAGGAUUCGGCGGUGGACACGGAGGAGGAUUCGGAGGUGGUCAUGAUGAAAUUCAUGGUGGCGGAGGAGGAGGUGGUCACAUUGAAGUUCAUGGUGGCGGAUUUGGAGGAGGACAUGGAGGUGGAAUAGGAGGAUUCGGAGGCGGUCAUGAUGAAAUCCACGGAGGUGGUCAUGGAGGAGGAGGAGGCGGUGGUCACGUUGAAGUUCACGGAGGUGGAAUCGGUGGAGGAUUCGGAGGUGGACACGGAGGUGGAGAUGAUGGUGGUCAUGGCGGCGGCUUCGGAGGUGGACACGUCGAAAUUCACGGAGGUGGUGGAGGAGGCGGAUACGGAGGUGGAUUUGGAGGUGGACACGGUGAUAUUGGAGGAGGAUUUGGAGGUGGACAUGGAGGCGGUGGACACGGUGACAUCGGUGGAGGAUUUGGAGGUGGACAUGGAGGCGGAGACAUUGGAGGAGGAUUCGGAGGUGGACAUGGAGGCGGUGGACACGGUGGAGGCGGUGGAAUCAUCGUUGAGGGUGAAAUCUCAGGUGGACACGGAGGAGGAUUUGGAGGUAGCGGACACGGAGGUGGUUUCGGAGGCAGUGGACACGGAGGAGGAUUUGGAGGUAGUGGACACGGAGGAGGAUUUGGAAGCAGUGGACACGGAGGAGGAUUCGGAGGUAGCGGUCACGGAGGUGGAUUCGGAGGCGGAUUUGGCGGUGGACACGGAGGAGGUGGAGGACAUACCCAAAUCGAAGAACACGUGAUCAUUGCUAACGGCGGAGGCGGUGGUCAUGGAGGUGGCAUCGGAGGUGGUCACGGAGGUGGAGGAGGCGGCGGUUUCGGAGGCGGCCACAUCGAGUCAAACCACGUCGAAGCUCACGGCGGAGGCGGUGGUGGAGGUGGAGGAGGAAGUGGAUACGGAGGCGGCUCAGGACUCGACCAAGGAAAUGGACACGCGUGGACAGGACUGUUAACAAACAGCGGUCAUUAA
Nicrophorus vespilloides is the source of this 1590-nucleotide messenger RNA. RefSeq names its product glycine-rich cell wall structural protein-like. The record is from RefSeq and is a predicted model, not a curated record. The transcript has 3 exons. The coding region runs from base 1 to 1590 and encodes 529 amino acids. NCBI's taxonomy places the organism in Eukaryota, Metazoa, Arthropoda, Insecta, Coleoptera, Silphidae.